Rhopalosiphum maidis (corn leaf aphid) is the source of this 5127-nucleotide messenger RNA. RefSeq names its product band 3 anion transport protein-like. The transcript has 25 exons. Lineage: Eukaryota; Metazoa; Arthropoda; Insecta; Hemiptera; Aphididae. Gene Ontology annotation, molecular function: monoatomic anion transmembrane transporter activity; solute:inorganic anion antiporter activity. Gene Ontology annotation, cellular component: plasma membrane. The coding region runs from base 940 to 4785 and encodes 1281 amino acids. The record is from RefSeq and is a predicted model, not a curated record. Gene Ontology annotation, biological process: bicarbonate transport; regulation of intracellular pH; monoatomic anion transport.
GACCGUCAUGACCCUUUGCACAAACAACACCACCAUCCACCACCGACCGCAACCACGCUUCAAGACGCACGAUUUCACCCUGCCGCCGGGUCGAUCGCAUCGAUGUUACACCAUUACAAUAAUCGUCAUCACAAUAGCUCCGUUGGUUUGGGCGUUCAUGCGUGUGCGCGUCUGUGUUUGGUCGAAUUUUGACAACGCACUACAGCCGCCGCCGCCGCCGCCGACAAUGGAACGGAACGCGGUCCGACGACAACGACCGUCAUCGCCGCCACCACUGUCGUAGCAGACCGGUCGUCACUCGUCAGUCAGUCGGUCGGCGUCGGAUGGUUGUACGCGUAUCGUUCUUCGCAGUCCACGCGCACCACACUGUACGCGCUUUCGUUUGUAUCAAGACGACGAAUAAAACUCUUUUCCUCUCUCUCGCACUCUCACCACUCUUUUUAAUACCACUUAUUCUCACGGUUUUUUUUUUCUGCUGCGAUCCAUUCUUGGAUCUUGGCCGUACAUGUCUUUCCUCCUCGUAAAUUAAAAUAUCAUCGUCUUUUAUCGAUUUAAUUGUAUUUUUUAUUUAUUUUUUUUGUUUCUAAAAGUGCCGACUGUAUAUGUAUAUUAUAGUGUCAAAGUAUUUUUUUGUUAUUUACACUUAUACAUUAUAUUUAAUUAAUUAUUUACCUAUAUCUACCUAUCUGCAUCGGAGCCAACAAAUUUCGUUUCGGGUGAGGUACUAAAUUACAUCAGAACGGCACUUGUAAUAUCAAAACUACCGGAAGGGACGCCGGUACAGCGAUCAAUGAGUUCGACCUAUCGACCAGUAAGGAUAGGUCGAGCACCAAGAAAAAAGAUACCUCAACGUAUACGAUUUCAAUUCUGUUUACUGUUUGGUAAUAUUGUACACCAAUUACAAGAUUAAUUAAGAAUACCUACAUAUUAAUAUCCAACAUGAGCGCAAACGAAAAGAGACAAAGGACCCAACCCAGUGCAUCAAUGGAUUAUGCAAAUAUUGCUGCCGAGAGCAGUAGAUCCACUAAUGAAGUGCAUCGAGAAACACACGAUUUAGAUGAAGAGAUGGAACGUGUAUUUGCUGGCGUUUCUAGUGGAGCCGAUCCUCACCGAUUUGGCUUGUCCAGAUUUUCUAGCGAUCGGUCGCCUCGACCAGGGGAUAGACGAUUUAGCGAAGAUGAUUAUACUGUUCAUCGAAAUACCAGCCGAUCGCUCGUCCAUAUACCGCUCAAGUCUAUUCCAAAAUCAAUAAGAAAACAAUCUACCACAUCGAUUAAAUCCAGAGAUCAAGAGACGGAAUUUAAGAAGCCUGAUGAUCACAGGGAUGUAACAGAUUCUGAUAGUGCAAUGAGUCCACCAACUACAAGUCAACAAACAUCCAGCAACAGCGGUGUAUUACUUUCCAUGGCUGCUGGCAUUAGUCCAAACUUUGUGGACAUUGAAUCAGAUGGUUCGAGGGCUGAAGACGGACUCUUGAGUAGUGAAUGUGAUACUCCAAUGUACGAAAAACCAAAAUUCAGUCACUACUUCAGACAGGACUCCGUUGACAAACACGUUCAGUUUAAUAUCGACGAACAAAAUGAAGAAGCAGCUUAUAACCAACACAGAGAACUUGAUAAAACUACACAAGAACGACCACAUCAAGAACUCAAAAAAACUAAACAUAAACACAGACACCAUCGUCGUCAUCAUAGCCGACAUAAGAAUAAUGAACGAGAAAUUUUUAUACCUAAGGAUGAUUUACAAAUCGAUGAAAAUUUAGAUGAGUUCAUUCAAGACGAUUUAACAAGUCAUAGAUACGACUGCAACAAAGAAAAACGGAGAUUCAGUAGCAAAAAUAAAAGUUCCUUUUUGGUUCCGUAUGCUGGAGAUAUAGAAGGAACUUUAAUCGCAGGCUUGCCAAUAAAUGUGAUUAAGAAAUACGUAGAUCAUAGUCCUCAUGCGGUUUUUGUUCAAUUAGACGAAUUAAAAGGUACUGGAGAAGAACGAGAAUGGAAAGAAACUGCUCGAUGGAUAAAGUACGAGGAAGAUGUACAAGAAGGAACGGACAGAUGGGGACGUCCACACGUGGCUUCUUUGAGUUUCCAUUCACUGUUGAAUGUAAGGAGGUCUUUGGAGUCUGGCGUGAUAUUGCUGGACUUGGAAGAAAAAGACCUACCUGGUGUAAUAUAUCGGGUGGUCGAACAAAUGGCCAUCGAAGAACUUAUCAACCAAGAAGACAAAGCUGCGGUAAUGAGAUUAUUGUUGCUCCGACAUAAACACGUUCAACAAGACAACGACAAGUUUAGUAGGUUUAUUAGACGAAAUACAUCAAGCUACACAAGUCUUACGCAAUUUGAGGCAGAAUUUCUGGCUAAGCGGUCGGCAUCACUUACACACAAUAAUCUGAAUGAUGACGGAAAGUCGAAGAUGAAAAGUACUUUAUCAAGUCAUGAAAUGCAUUCAAGUCCUAAAUUCGGAGUCAUCAAUAACAAUAACAAUCGUUCUUUCCUAGACUUGGACAAAAAUCAUAUUAAUAUAGACAUGAAAGAAGAGACUUAUACCUCAUCAACCGAAGACAUGGUAAAAAGAGCUCAAAAAGAAAGCAUUCUUAAGCGAAUACCAGUUGGUGCUGAAGCCACUACGGUAUUAGUUGGUUCAGUAGAUUUCUUAAAAAAUAGAACCGCAGCUUUUGUACGUUUAGCUGAGGGCAUUGUGAUACCCUCAUUGACCGAAGUUACAAUACCAGUACGAUUUAUGUUUAUACUUUUGGGUCCUCCUGACCCAAAAGAUAUCGAUUAUCACGAAGUUGGAAGAUCAAUGUCAACUUUAAUGUCAAAUUCUGAAUUUCAUUGCAAAGCUUACAAAGCGGGGGAACGUAAGGAACUUAUCAGUUUACUGAACGAGUUUCUUGACAGCAGUAUUGUACUUCCACCGUGCGAUUGGGAAAGAGAAGAAUUGUUAUCUCUAAGAGAGCUCAAAGAAAAAAGUGAACAGAUCAAGAGGCGAAAAACACGCGCAGCUUCACAAAAAGUGGCAACCUUAACUUCAACUUCAAGUGAAAAGAGCGAUGAUAUCAAAGAUGAUCCUUUGAGGCGUACAAAAAAACCUUGGGGAGGUUUAGUGAAAGACAUAAAACGCCGAUUACCAUAUUACAAAUCUGACUUCAUUCAAGGGUUAAAUUUGCAGUGUAUAGCGUCUGCGAUAUUCAUAUACUUUGCUGCUCUGUCAGCAGCAAUCACUUUUGGUGGUCUAAUGGCGGACAAAACGAAAAACUUUAUCGGAAUAUCGGAAACGCUAGUUGCCACCUCUGUGUCCGGUGUCAUCUUCUCACUGUUUUCCGGACAGCCAUUAUUGAUAGUCGGAACUACUGGACCUUUAUUGCUUUUUGAUGAGGCAUUGUUUACUUUUUGCCGCAGCAACGACAUCGAAUUUUUGCCUAUGAGGGUUUAUAUUGGUAUAUGGUUAGUAAUCAUAGCUCUACUUGUUAGUUGCGUCGAAGGCAGUGUUUUGGUCAAAGUAUUCACAAGAUUUACUGAAGAAAUUUUCGCAUCACUCAUAUCAUUAAUUUAUAUAUGGGAAAGUUUAUCAAAAUGUUUUCAUGUAUUUACCACACAUCCACUAUUACCGUUGAAAGAUUAUUGCGAAGAAGACGCAUUAGCGCGCAUUGAAAACUCUAUUUCUUUCUCAAACUCUACUUCUUAUAAUUCUACAUAUAACGACACUGAGUUGUAUAAACCCAUAGAUCACCAGCCUUUGAUCACAAAGCAGCCAAAUACUGCACUACUAUGCACUAUACUAGCGCUGGGAACAUUUUUUGUUGCAUAUUACCUUCGGCAUUUCAGAAAUAGCAAAUUUCUUGGAAGAAAUAUCCGAAGAGCAUUAGGUGAUUUUGGUGUGCCUAUAGCUAUCAUAUCAAUGGUAGCCGCCGAUUAUUUCAAUCCUACUACUUACACUGAAAAACUCAAAGUUCCCGAGGGUUUGACACCAUCGGACCCGGCAGCACGUGGAUGGUUCAUAUCACCAAGUGGGAUUAAGAGUCCAGUCGAGCCCUGGGUGCCCUUUGUUGCCAUUGUGCCGGCAAUACUCGUUUACAUUCUCAUGUUCAUGGAAACUCACAUCAGCGAGUUAAUUAUCGCCAAAAAAGAACGCAAACUUCAAAAAGGCAGCGGCUUUCAUUUGGAUAUCGUACUAGUAAAUUUUAUCAAUCUGAUGUGUGGCGUGAUUGGAGCCCCAUGGAUGAGCGCCGCGACUGUCAGAUCCGUUGCUCACGUAUCAUCACUAACAGUGAUGAGCCGGACUCACGCCCCUGGUCAAAAGCCUCAUAUCAUCGAAGUAAAAGAGCAAAGAGUUAGUUCUCUAUUAGUGUCUAUAAUGGUUGGUUGUUCAGUGGUCAUGUCUCCUUUAUUACGAUUGAUACCGAUGGCUGUACUUUUUGGCGUAUUUCUUUACAUGGGAAUAUCGUCUAUCGAUGGCAUACAGUUUUUCGAACGUCUCAAAUUGGUUUUCAUGCCAGUGAAACAUCAUUCAGAAGCACCAUACGUUCGCCAUGUUCAAACGUACAAAAUGCACCUAUUCACUGGAAUUCAACUCGUAUGUUUGUGUAUUCUAUGGAGCGUUAAGUCGUCAUCAUUUUCUUUAUUGUUUCCGUUUUUCUUGAUCAUGAUGAUUCCUGUGCGGUCUCAACUAUGUAAUAAACUAUUUACUGCAAAAGAAUUACGAGCACUAGACAGCAAUGAGCCAACAAACAUGACUAAUGACGAAGAUGAACCCGACUUCUAUGCUGAAUCUCGACUUCCGGGAUAAUUAUAUUUUGUUGACUGUUAUAAUACAAUUUUCUCCUUUUUUUUUUUUACUCGGUGUUUUGUUUAUUUUUAUUUUGAGAAAAUUAAUUUACUUUCGACUUCUUACCUAAUAUGGUUUUGAAAAAUAGUGCACGUUUUUGACUUUAGGCUUACAACUGAAACUGACAUAAAUUGGAUAACAAUUUUACAUCUGUGCGAUCUUUCUUACAAUUUCACUAUUUAUCCAUCGAUCGUUUACUGUAAUUGAUUUAUUUAUAUAAUAUGAUACACAUGUAUACACUAAAUUAUUUAUGAAUAUUUUCAAAAUCGCUUAAAAAUAAUUUAAUUCAAUUAUAUCGAUCUU